AUGGCUUGGGAUUGUUAACGUAAUUCCUAUUACAACAAAAGUAUCUCUUCCGAGUAAUGUCUUUGGAAUGUCUCCAAUGUGAUCUCCUUGAUUCUAUUAAGAACGGCUCCUCUGUUUUCUCGAUCGAUCUGCUCUCCCAAAACUUGCUUUGUGAUGUCCACUAGGCAUUCUGAUGAUAAGAUGAUUGACUUACAUUCUAAGACCUUGGAUUGUGAAACAAACAUAUAUUUAUUCGUUAAUUAAUAAAUGUAAUUAAUAAAGGAAUUAGUAGUAGGCAUCAAUAAUCCUGUCAGCGCAAUAGAACAAUUAAAGAAAUCCAUAGUGAGAGAAAUCAACAAAUAAAAUUACAAUACCAUAGACCAUACACAUCGUCGUUCUAUUUCUACUCAGGAAGUUCCUUUCACUGUAGUCAGUAUAAAGAAACCAAAGACAUAACUAAAUACUAUUGAAUUGGCUCCAUUGAAGAACAAAACCAAGUUUAUGCCUAAUGCUGCUUUGGAUUUCACCAACAAGUAGUAAAAAAACAAGUCAUUGCAAUUUAAAUAAAAGAUCUAUACUUAGGAGUACAAGGAGAAGAGCGAGUAUGUAAAAGAGAGAAGGAGAUUUAAUAAGAAUUUAGAAUGUCUUAAAUAAAACAAUUAAAGAUUUAGAUUAAGUGUAAGCGUAAGUGAACAACCACAUUAAUUGAAUAAGCUUCUUGAAACCAGAUUGUCACAUAUGUUGAAAUAUUACAAUAACAAUCAUGAUAAUUAUAUAUAUUGA
This is a messenger RNA of Paramecium tetraurelia, 762 nucleotides long. RefSeq lists its product as uncharacterized. The record is from RefSeq and is a predicted model, not a curated record. The transcript has a single exon. NCBI's taxonomy places the organism in Eukaryota, Ciliophora, Oligohymenophorea, Peniculida, Parameciidae.